Exophiala aquamarina CBS 119918 is the source of this 999-nucleotide messenger RNA. RefSeq lists its product as uncharacterized. The coding region runs from base 1 to 999 and encodes 332 amino acids. The transcript has 3 exons. NCBI's taxonomy places the organism in Eukaryota, Fungi, Ascomycota, Eurotiomycetes, Chaetothyriales, Herpotrichiellaceae. The record is from RefSeq and is a predicted model, not a curated record. Gene Ontology annotation, biological process: mitochondrial citrate transmembrane transport.
AUGGACGGCAAGCCAACGAUUGUUGUCAGCAUUGUUGCUGGAGCGACCGCGGGAGCCGCUGAGACGUUAAUCACUUACCCAACGGAAUACAUCAAGACGUGUCGACAGCUGCCUCCUCAGCCAUCAGGGUCAAUCCCCGGGUUACUCGCGCACCGCCCAAAGACCUCUCUCCAAGUGCUUCGUCACACCUUGGAGACCUCUGGGCCUCGCGGUCUCUACUCGGGCUGCUCCGCGCUUGCACUCAGUAACGCGGCAAAGGGCGGCAUUCGUUUCAUAUCAUUCACACAAAGUCAAGCAUUCCUUCGGAAAACGCCAUUUGGUGAAUCGAAUCCUGGCCUGAGCAACGUCCUUGCGGGACUCACAGCGGGGGCGACCGAGUCGGUACUGGUUGUCACGCCCGGCGAAGCGUUGAAGACCAAAAUCAUCCACGACCGCUCUGCCGCUGGUGGAGGUAGACUGGGCCUCAACAAUCUGAACCUGGCGCAGGCAACUGUGCGGAUAGUCCAAUUGGACGGCCUCAGAGAAUUGUGGAGCGGGUUGGGGCCCGUCUUGUGUAAACAGGGAACGAACAGCGCUGUGAGGUUCGCAACGUUUGGGUGGGUCCAGGACAAGAUACGGCAAUCAUGGGAUAUGGAUGGUGUCGGUGCUACCGUCACGGCGGGUGCGCUCAGUGGCGUUGUGACGACAUACGCUUCGAUGCCAUUUGACAACAUCAAAACCCGGAUGCAAAGUCUGGGAUCUACCAAGUCUGUUGGCAUGAACAGAUUGGCGCUUUCGAUGUUGAAGACGGAAGGUCCGCUUGUAUUUUGGCGGGCGACAACCCCCCGGCUUUUGAGGUUGACAGUAAGUGAGAACAAUCUAUUUCUACACAGCAGCCGAACUGACGAUGAUCUCAAGAUGUCAAGCGCAAUCACCUUCACGGUGUUUAAUCAGAUAGUCGCCUUUGCAGCCCAUUGCAAAGAGCAGACCUGGAACAAGAAAUUCAAGGAUUACAUCUGA